This is a messenger RNA of Dibothriocephalus latus, 348 nucleotides long. The record is from the annotation of a GenBank genome assembly. Lineage: Eukaryota; Metazoa; Platyhelminthes; Cestoda; Diphyllobothriidea; Diphyllobothriidae.
AUGCACUGGCCACCUACGCCCUUCCAUCUAGCCAAUCCAUUUGAAAAAUCACCCGACAAGGCCGACUCAUACGAAGGCCGCUCCAGACGCAGUGACGGUUCCAGCGGUCACCUCGCUUCAGACUCGCGCUGUGGUCGGCGGUUACUCGCUCUACUGACAGUCAAAUUCCUCCUGCCUAUCCUUCAAUCUCUUCUGCGCAGAAUAAACCGUUCCUACCACUCUGACCUUCCACGUUCCAGCUCUGAAGAUCGUACUGGCAAGAGUUUUACCUCAUUAGCCUUAACUCAACGCGAUAAUGGUUAUCCGCGACAUGAGAUGAAAUCUCAACUUCCGAUGCGGCUGAGCUGA